This is a messenger RNA of Pelobates fuscus (common spadefoot toad), 2807 nucleotides long. It is a transcript of the gene ESCO2, whose product is annotated as establishment of sister chromatid cohesion N-acetyltransferase 2. The record is from RefSeq and is a predicted model, not a curated record. The transcript is spliced from 10 exons. Bases 170 to 2161 code for a protein of 663 amino acids. Gene Ontology annotation, molecular function: protein-lysine-acetyltransferase activity. Gene Ontology annotation, cellular component: chromatin; nucleus. Lineage: Eukaryota; Metazoa; Chordata; Amphibia; Anura; Pelobatidae. Gene Ontology annotation, biological process: mitotic sister chromatid cohesion.
CUGACUAUUGACAUGCUCGCGGUGAGCGUUCCCGCGUUACAGACAGCGGUGAUUGGUCAGCGGCCGCGGAGGAUGCUGGGAGCACUCGCUGUUUGAACACAGUGGCGGCAAAUCUCCCUCAGAGCAGCGAGAGGACCCCCAGUGUAAUCCCGCUCUCACACUGACCGGCAUGGCUCCCACACCGCGCAAGAGGAAGCACAGCUCGGCCACCCCGGAGGGGUGUCAGUCAUCAUUUGGAACUCCUAAUAAGAAAUUAAUGGUUGAUUACAGUAAUGCAGUGUCUCCUCUAGCGACUCGGAACACCAACAGGUUUCCCUCAAAGAAGCCCUCCUCUUUACCUGGUUACAUGGAUAUGGAGCUUCUCACAGAUAAAGAAAAUUUUGGAGACUCUCCCAUAAAAUCCAACGCAGUGAGGAAACUUGUCAUCUCUCCAACCCAAAAUGUUGCUGUGCCAAAACACACGUAUGGUUUAUCGCCUCUUAAAAGGUCCCCAAGGCUUGGCUCAGAGUUUAAGCCGACUGUGCCAACAGUAUCUUUUUAUAAAAAGGAUACGUUUUAUGUCACUCCUCUGGAUAGGAAGCGAAUAAAGGAGACCAAGUCUUCAAUGACAAGGCUAGAUGAAGAUUUGUUUUGUUCUCCUGAUAAACCCACCAAAAGCCCAGAACUUAAAGAUGUCUAUAAAUUCACCCAAACUAGAAAACAACCAACUAAGCAAAAGGCAAGCCGUAAGCGAGGGAAGGUAUUUCCAAAGAAUGGAAAAUCAUUUCCAAAAAGUCCUCCGCCUGUCAAGCCAGCUGUGCCAGUGGAAGACCCUGUGGAUGGUCCUAAAGUGGGGGUUUUAGGGUUUAAAAUGAAACCAAAGCUGAAGCUUACAGUUGGAGCUGCGUUUUUUGCUACAAGCAAGAGGCCACAUUCUGCUCCCAAGAGGACUUCUCCAUAUAUUAAGUUUCUUCCAACCUCAAAAUCUACAGCAAAGCUAGGAAACGUUCUCAAUGUAGUCCACUCUAGGGAUAACAUCAGAGAGAGAUGCGUGAAGGAAGUCCACAGGGAGGGAAUUCUUGUGCAAAAGUCUUCAUCAGAAGAAAAGAAUGAAGUCAACAUAAACAAAGGGAUGGGGGACCGAAUAACAGAAGCGAAAAUGAAAAGUUGCAUUAGUGAUGAUGAUCACCACAACAAGCCAAAGAGUCCAUCUUAUGCCCCAAAACAGCGGGGCGCAGUGGUGUCGCAGGUGGUUCCUGAUUCACAGCUUGACAUGGAUGAACAGAUAUUGAAAUCAUCUGACAAAAAAGCCUCCACAAUUUAUCCAAUUUUCAGCACCCCUACUGCAGGUAAAAAGAGGCCUUUUGAUUUCCAUGGAGAUCUGUCAUCCCCCAUUUGCUCCAGCACUCCAUCUGCCACUUCCAUUGGUUUAAACCUAAUCCACAAACCAAGCAAGAAGAAGAAAGAGGCAAACAAGGAGUCUGAAGACCAGCUCAUUAUAGAUGCAGGACAGAAACACUUUGGUCCAGUGGCUUGCAGCACAUGUGGGAUGAUUUACUCUGCAGCAAGUCUGGAAGACGAAGCACAGCACGUACAGUACCACCGGCGGCUGAUGGAGGGCAUUCGAUACAUGGGUUGGAAGAAAGAGAGAGUGGUGGCUAAAUAUUGGGAUGGAAAAAUCUUAUCAAUAUCCCCGGAUGAUCCCAAGUAUGCACUAAAAAAGGCAGAAGAGGUUCGGGAGCUUGUUGACACAGAGCUAGGGUUUCAACAGAGUACCCUAGUGUGCCCAAAAAAGACUAAAACCUACCUGUUCAUCUCCAAUGAGAAGAAAAUAGUUGGAUGCGUGAUUGCAGAACCAAUCAAACAGGCAUAUAGAGUCAUUGCUGAACCCAUCUCUCCGGAGUCCGUUAGUAGAGAUACUUUGGACAGACACAGAGCCUGGAGAUGCUCCAACACUCCACAAGAAGCCAUAUGUGGGAUCAGCAGAAUCUGGGUCUUCGCUUUAAUGCGCAGAAAAGGCAUUGCCAGGAAACUGAUGGAUGCAGUGAAGAGUUCCUUUAUUUAUGGAUCGUACCUCACGACAGAUGAAAUUGCCUUCUCAGACCCAACCCCGGACGGCAAACAGUUUGCCAGCAGCUACUGUGAAAUCCCAGAUUUCCUCGUAUACAAUUUUGUCCGCUAGGACACCAGUUUUGCUUGUUAGCUUUUUUUUUUUUUAUUUUUUUUUUUUUUCCUUGACAUAGUAAACCAUUUAGGAUGUCAGCGACUGUUGCACUUUGUUUGUUUUUACCAGUUUCUUCUGGCUGCUGCUUGGCACAUGUUAUCUCUUGUGACAUGUUUAUUUUUUUUUUAUAUACAUAUAUUUAAGAAAUGAUGUACUAUAAAAUACAGCUUUAGGAGACUUUGGAGUUACUAAAAUGCUUUAGCAUGUUUGCUAUGGGCAGUCAGAUCAUAUCUCCAAAGCUACACCUUGUUUGGCAAUUUCUUGCCAGUUUGGUUGGUCCCAUACAUGAAAAGAGCCCGAUGUUAUACAUGUGGACAAUGGAUCCAUUCAUUUAGAGGUGCAGUAAAGAAGUAUAUUGAUAGUAAGAGCUGAUCCAUGUGCAUGUAUCCUCUAUCCUUAUUUUAGGCCCCAGGAGAGUUUAUAUCAAUUUUCAUUGGUGAUGUUCCAUAUUGUAAAAUAAAAUUGUGUUCUAGGUUGACCUUUUCUUCCUCUGUAAAUAUUUAGAUUGUGAAUAUGUUUAUGUUGUAUUAAAGUCUCGCCAGGCCCCUAGCAGUGAUAUGGGUCAGUUUAAUAAAUUGAAGAGCUGGCAGUCAUGCAUCGGAAA